Mytilus californianus (California mussel) is the source of this 3574-nucleotide messenger RNA. RefSeq names its product neuronal acetylcholine receptor subunit alpha-2-like. NCBI's taxonomy places the organism in Eukaryota, Metazoa, Mollusca, Bivalvia, Mytilida, Mytilidae. The record is from RefSeq and is a predicted model, not a curated record. The transcript is spliced from 5 exons. Bases 331 to 1758 code for a protein of 475 amino acids. Gene Ontology annotation, molecular function: transmembrane signaling receptor activity; acetylcholine-gated monoatomic cation-selective channel activity. Gene Ontology annotation, biological process: chemical synaptic transmission; monoatomic ion transmembrane transport; regulation of membrane potential. Gene Ontology annotation, cellular component: synapse; neuron projection; postsynaptic membrane.
ACUGUGAAAAGUAGCUUUGAUUGGGUGAUUCGUUUUACUAUACAUUGAACAGUUGGACACGUCAAAUAGUGCAAGGAAUUUAAUGGAAAUUCAUCGUUGUCGUCAACUAAUGGAUAUUUUUCAAUUAAAAGAAUAUUAAAUCAAUAUAUGAUAUACGAAAAAGACAACCGAUCCUUUAAUGAUGUAUACUUUAUUGUGUAAAGCUGAAAAUUAAUUCAUAAAUUUAAUUGCAUUGCAUUUUCUACACUGAUUCAUGGAACUCUGGAAAAUGCCACUUACUAUUUGCCUCUAUUGAAACAGGAAUGAGUUAUUACCUUAAAAGUUUAAGAAAUGCCAGCGUUGGCUAUUCUAAUUUCAUCUUUUUUCGUCAUUUGUCUUGGACGAAUCCCAGAUGAGCAAAAGUUACUGGAAGUUUUGUUAAAAGACUACAACCCAGGUGCAAGACCCGUAUUCAACGCUUCUCACAUAUUAUUGGCUAAAUUUGGAUUAACACUCAUUCAGAUCUCAGACAUGGAUGAAGUUAACCAGGUAUUAACAACCAACGUUUGGCUUGAACAGGAAUGGAUUGACGAGAGACUAGUGUGGAACCCUGCUGAUUACAAUGGACUAGAAAUACUGAGGAUGCCUUGUGAAAAAAUCUGGCUACCAGAUAUAGUGCUGUAUAACAGUGCUGACGACUUUACCUCAGGUUAUAUGCAGAGUAAAGCUAUGGUAUCGUGUAAUGGAACAGUUUUCUGGCCACCUCCUGCAAAAUUUAGAAGUUCAUGUAAAAUUGAUAUAACAUUUUUCCCUUUUGACGACCAAACAUGUGUAAUGAAGUUUGGAUCGUGGACAUAUGAUGGAUUUCAGGUUGAUUUAACAAACCGUUCAACUUUUGUAGAUUUAUCUAACUAUGUGUACAGCGGAGAAUGGGAACUUCUUGAUAUACGAGUUGUCCGAAAUGAAGUAUACUACGCAUGUUGUCCGGUACCGUAUCCAGAUGUUACGUUUACUAUAGUUAUACGCCGAAAAACACUAUACUAUUUAUUCAAUAUAAUAUUUCCUUGUUUGUGGCUGUCUAUACUAAGUUUGUUAGGUUUCUGGUUGCCACCAGAUUCAGGGGAGAAAAUUACGCUUGGAAUAACCGUUCUUUUGGCGUUUUCUGUGUUUAUGUUACUUAUUGCGGAAAAUAUGCCAGCAACAUCCGAGUUUGUCCCAUUGAUUGGAAUAUAUUUGACCUGUACAAUGGGAAUGACAUCCAUGUCCAUCAUUCUCACAGUGUUUGUUCUUCAAUUACACCAUGUCGGACCACACCAAAGACCAGUUCCAAAAUGGCUUCGAAUAAUCUGUUUCAAUUUUCUUGGAAAGAUUAUGUGUUUGCGACCUCCGAGACCGUUGAAUGGACUUCAUUGUCACUAUCCACAAAAUGAUAUUUAUUUGGCGCAGUUUUACGAAGACAUUACGGGCAAUAACUGCAAUGGAAGUAUUCCAAACUUUCGUAACAAUGGUAACUACAGUACUGAGAAGGACGCCAAUCACGUACACGAGAAAAUUACAUCGGAAGUAGAAGUUGACAAUACACAGGAGCGCAUUACAAAUCACUUAAAACUUUUAAUUGAUAAACAGGAUUAUGAAGACAGGCAUCAGUGUAUAGUGAACGAUUGGCGAUUUGUUGCUUUAACUAUGGAUAGAAUAUUAUUUUGGUUAUUUUUAUCAGCAACAACAUUAUCAUCUAUUGCCAUCUUAAUUAUCCAGCCAAUGAUGAAACCAAAAGUUUAAAGACACUUACAAAUGUCAUUUUGCCUUUCAGUUUAUCUUUCACAUACAUAUUUAGUUAAAUUUUAUCAUGAUGCGUAACACAUUUUCAAUAUUUCUAACCUUUUAAUUAUUUCGUAGAGAGUAUCUGUGAUAUAAGUAGUAGAAAUUGGAAUAAAAUAAGUAUUUAACAGGGUUGCUUUGAGUAAGAUAGAAAAUAAGUAAAAUGUCUAUACUUGCAAUAUUUAGUGUUGAUGUUAAAUUUUUGAAUUUCUCUACUGAAUUAUUUUACAACUCGUCUAGAAAGAUAUUCGUUUCUCAUUCGUCAUUUAAUUUUAAUGAUGAUUCUGUAAAACUACUGGACUAAUUCUAAAUGGCAGGAUAAGAAAAAAAAAUAUAACUUAGUAUUUUGCCUAGUGACAAUUACUGCUGUUGCUAUACAGUUAAAGACCAAUAUGGCGGAAUACAUUUUCUAAUGAUUUCUGUAUAAAAUAAUGCUUGAUGCCUCUUUUGAUCUCUGCUAUCAUGACUCCUGCAACGGAAUAUUUGUUUUUGAUAAGAGCGUCAGAGAGAAAAUUACAUUAAACUUUUCUCUUUUGAGGUUUUUGUGUUAGUUUAAAUCAAGGUUAGUCAGAACCAUUCCUCGGAAGUUUGGUUUCCAAUUUAGAUCCCUUAAUACUGGUUUUCAACCACCAAGGCCAUAUUAUUGUAGGAAAGACAACACUUGCUGUAAAACACAUGCGGAAUCUAUUGACUUAAUUUGAGAGAAAUUUGAGUAAGACAAUUCAUUUGGCCAAUUUAAACUUGUCUGGGUAAACAAAAUGUUUAAACUGUUUUCCUUUCAAAUAAGUACAACAGAUGACCCAACGCAUCAAAUACUGACGCCACAGAGGAAUUCAGAAAUUUAGAAUUUACAUAAAGUUAAUUAUAAUCUUCUUAACAACAAUUUAGAUAUAAUUUCGUGUGAAGAAAUUCAGGGUAAAUAUGUUACCAGAGAACAUUUUCUGAAAACAGAAAACUGAGCAAUUCUUACACUAUUGUAUUACAUGUUGUUGUUUUUAAAUUGUAUAAUACAUGCAUGUAUUACAUUUAUGAGCCUCAAUAUGAAUGAAGGGUUAUUAAUUUUUAGCUCACCGGGGCCCGAAGGGCCCCAUGUGAGCUUAUGCCAUUACUUGGCGUCCGUCGUCGUCCGUCGUCUGUCGUCGUAAACUAUUUCAAAAAUCUUCUCCUCUGAAACUACUGGGCCAAAUACCUUCAAACUUUAACUAAAUGUUCCUUAGGGUAUCUAGUUUAUAAAUUUUAUCCGAAGUUUUGAUCCAUCGACAAACAUGGCCGCCAUGGAUAAAAAUAGAACAUAGGGGUCAAAUGCAGUUUUUGGCUUAUAUCUCAAAAACUAAAGCUUUUAGAGCAAAUCUGACAUCGAGUAAAAAUGUUCAAUUGGUCAAGAUCUUUCAGACGAAUCGAACAACUCAUUGUUGGGUUGCUGCCACCGAAUUGGUAGUUUUAACAAAAUUUUGCAGUUUUUUGUUAUUAUUUUGAAUAUUAUUAUAGAUAUAUAUAAACUGUAAGCAGCAAUAAUGUUCAGCAAAGUAAGAUCUACAAAAAAGUUAAUAUGACCAUAAUUGUCAAUUGACUCCUUAAGGAGUUAUUGCCCUUUAAAGACAAUUUUACACAAUUUGUUCAUCAAGUUUGCUAACAUUUAAAUAUCUUCUCCUCUGAAAUACAGGUGAGCGAUUCAGGCUCUUGAGAGCCUCUUGUUACGUAUACUAUCUGUAAUAUUUUGAAUGAAUAUGAAAUAUGCAUCUUAGCUAAAACACAUCAUUAAAUAUAUUGAUAUAAA